This is a messenger RNA of Papaver somniferum (opium poppy), 2504 nucleotides long. Its product is annotated as UPF0503 protein At3g09070, chloroplastic-like. The coding region runs from base 168 to 2189 and encodes 673 amino acids. The transcript has a single exon. Lineage: Eukaryota; Viridiplantae; Streptophyta; Magnoliopsida; Ranunculales; Papaveraceae. The record is from RefSeq and is a predicted model, not a curated record.
GUCUCACUUGUUUUCGACGUUGUACCCGAAGCUCUGUUCUUCUCUGCAUCUACACUGUUCGUUUCCCUCUCUCUCUCUCUACUGAAAGUUUUUGGAAUAUGAGCAGCAGAACAAGAACAAGUAUAACAAAUUCUCGGAGCUUUCACAUUGUAUAAACCGAUAUUGUUAUGAAUCAUCAUCCUCAUCUUCUACAACAACCACAACAACAACCGCUUCUGCAAGAACCACCACCGUUACAACAACCACCACCACCACCGCUACCGCUACUACACCAACAGCUUCCUCUCCCACCUUCGCGUUUCACGAUCUGUAAGCGUCAUCCUGAAGAGCCACUCACUGGUUUCUGCGCUUCAUGUUUACGAGAACGUCUCGUCGGUUUAGAUUCCUCUAUCUCUACCAUUUCCCACCCGAAAACAUCCACCACCGCCGCCACUUUCAAAUCGAUAUUUCGAGGUGGUCCUUCUGUCAUUACUGAUAAUAAUAAUAAAGAUCCUUGUGCAUCGACAUCAUCAUCGUCCAAUUUGCCGGAGCUUCGUCGGUGUAAGUCAUUUUCAGGUAGAAAAGCUGAAGGUUUGUCUAGUGGAUUUGAACCUCAGAGGAAAUCUUGCGACGUUAGAGGAGGCGUGCCUACUCUCUUUAAUCUUAUCAAUAAAGAAGAAGAUACGACUAAUUUAGGAGUUUGUGAAGAAAUCAGGGGAAAUAGUGAAGGAAUUAGGGGGAAUAGAGAAGAAGUUAGGGCGAAUCAAGUAAUCCAAGAAGUUGAAAUCGAAGCCGAAGAAGAGGAAGAAGAAGAAGUACUAACAAUGAAGGAUCAUCUAGAACAAGAAUCAAUGAAUAAGAAACAGCAUUCGAGUAAAGAUUUGAAAGAAAUUGCUGGAAAUUUCUGGUCUGCAGCUUCAGUUUUUACUAAGAAAUUACAGAAAUGGAAGAAAAAACAGAAGCCGAAGAAAUCUGAAACUAGUACAACCAGCGGCUUAUCUUCUACCAACACAAAUCGUCAUCAUAAUAAUAAAACACACACGGAAUUGGCAGAUUAUGGAAGAAGAUCAUGCGAUAUUGAUCCUAGAUUUUCUUUGGAUAUUGGUCGGAUAUCCUUUGAUGGUCCUCGCUACUCUUUAGAUGAACCGAGAGCUUCUUGGGAUGGAUAUCUAAUUGGAAAAACGAUCCCAAGGUUAGCUCCAAUGGUUUCAGUUGUUGAAGAUGUUCCAAUUCCGGUGGUAAAGAGAUCUGAUAAUCAGAACCCUGUUGAAGACACUUCAACUUUUGAUACUACUCCAGGAGGUACAGCUCAAACGCGUGAUUAUUACUCGUCUUCGGAUUCGUCACAGCGCAGGAGAAAAAGUUUUGAUCAAUCUUCGUCUGAUUUAUCACAACGGAGAAGGAAAAGUUUCGAGCGUUCCAAUUCGAUUCGCAAGAAAGCUGCUGCAGUCGGAGCAGAAUUCGAUGAAAGUAAAUUGGCAACCAAUUCGAAACUGUCACCUACUAAUGUUGAGUUUCAUGGAGCUAAAUUGAUUGGGGCAGACAGAGAUUUGAGGGAUUCCAGGGCGAAUUCUCUUAGAAAUGAUGAUCGGUCGGAGUCUCAAAGCCAUGAGUCGGUAUUAAGAGAUUCUGUGUCAUGUAGUGUGGAUCAAAAGGAACCGAAGAAAUCGAGUAGUAGAUGGAGUAAGGCUUGGAACAUUUGGGGAAUAAUGCACAAGAAAAAUCCUAGUAGUAUUAAAGAUGAUGAUGAUGAUGAAGAGAGGUCUAGCAAUAGAGCCAAUGUAGUUGAAAGAUCGUAUUCGGAGUCAUGGCAAGAACUAAGAAAAGAUACUAAUGCUAAUGGAGAAUCAAAAGGUGGAAUCAAUAGAGUUCUUCGGAGUAAUAGUAGUGUUAGUUCCAGGAAUGCUACGAACUCAAGUGGCGCAUUCGGUGGUGGUAGUGUUAGUGGCAGUGGUGGUGCAUUUGGUAAUGUCAGCAGUGGCAGUGUAAGAAAUGAUGUAGAGACUAAUGGAAUUGGUAAAAAGAAAAAGGAAGAAGUUGUGUUGGAACGAACGAAGAGUGCGAGACAUUCUUCGAGUGAUGUUAUUGAUAAUGGGCUUCUACAAUUCUACUUGACACCAUUGAGGAACAGCAAAAGGAGUGCAUCUGGAAACGGUAGACCUAAGAACAACGCGCAGUCAAUUGCUAAAAGAGUAUUAGGUCUGUACUAAGAAUAUCAACCCAAAGGUAUAUCUUUGUCAUCAACUAUUGUUUAUUUUGGAUCAAGAAUUGAUCUUCUUUACUACAUAUUAUCUAUAUCUAUAACUAUAUCUGUUUGUUGUUGUUUUUUGGUUUUUGUUUUGCAAAGAUAAAUUGAACUCACAUUGUAGUUUUUCGUUGCUUAGCCUGUUUAUUUUAGUAUACUUUUGGGUAAAUAAUGAGAAUGUUCUCACUUUGGGUUUAACAACAAGGGUGUCAAAUUUUUUGUAACAUGUAUUGAUUUCAGCCCUCUGCAUUUUAGUGUAUAACUUCUUGUGGUAUCUGUA